AUGUACCAGAGCCUGGCCAUGGCGGCUAACCACGGCCCCCCUCCAGGGGCUUACGAGACCGGAGGGCCCGGAGCUUUCAUGCAUGGAGCUGGGGCCACCUCCUCCCCAGUCUACGUGCCCACUCCCCGAGUGCCGUCGUCCAUGCUAGGCCUGUCUUACCUGCAGGGCGGUGGAUCUGGGGCUGCUGGGGCCGGACCGGGAGGGAGUAGUUCUAGCAGCAGUGCGGGGGCAGCCGCGUCGGGGAGCGGGCCGUCCGCUCAGCAGGGCAGCCCGGCUUGGAGCCAGCCCGGGCCUGAGGGCGGCGCCUACACGCCCCCACCCGUGUCUCCCCGCUUCUCCUUCCCGGGAGCCACUGGUUCUCUGGCAGCGGCUGCAGCAGCCGCCGCAGCCAGAGAGGCAGCAGCCUAUGGUACCGGCGGGGCUGGGGGCGCAGCUGGUCUCGGAGGCCGCGAACAGUACGGACGUCCCAGCUUCGGGGGUACCUAUUCCAGUCCCUAUCCUGCCGCAGCCGCAGCAGCCUACAUGGCGGCUGCAGAUAUGGGAGCAUCUUGGGCCGCAGCCGCAGCAGCUUCCGCCGGACCUUUUGACGGGCCAGUACUGCACAGCUUGCCCGGCCGGGCCAACCCAGCUUCAAGACACCCCAAUCUAGUUGAUAUGUUUGAUGACUUCUCUGAAGGUAGAGAAUGUGUCAACUGUGGAGCAAUGUCUACUCCUCUCUGGAGGCGAGAUGGGACAGGUCACUACUUAUGCAAUGCUUGUGGACUCUACCACAAGAUGAAUGGCAUCAACCGGCCUCUUAUCAAGCCACAAAGACGUCUGUCUGCCUCCCGCCGGGUGGGGCUCUCCUGUGCAAAUUGCCAGACCACAACCACCACGCUAUGGCGCAGAAAUGCUGAAGGUGAACCUGUCUGUAAUGCUUGUGGCCUUUACAUGAAACUGCAUGGGGUCCCAAGGCCUCUUGCAAUGAGGAAAGAAGGGAUUCAAACAAGAAAACGGAAGCCUAAGAAUCUUAACAAAGCCAAGACAACAGCAGGUCCCUCAGGCAGUGAGAGUCUCACUCCCACCACCAGCACUGCCAGCAGCUCUAGUAAUACCACUAGCACCGAGGAAAUGCGUCCCAUCAAAACAGAGCCAGGGCUCUCCUCCCAUUAUGGACAUACCAGCCCCAUGUCUCAGUCAUUCUCAGUCAGCUCAAUGUCUGGCCAUGGGGCCUCCAUCCAUCCAGUUCUCUCAGCCCUGAAGAUCUCUCCUCAGGGCUACCCAUCUCCGGUCAGCCAGUCCUCACAGGCUGGCACCAAGCAGGACUCCUGGAAUAGCCUCGUCUUAGCUGAAAGUCACGGGGACAUCAUCACUGCAUAA
Messenger RNA from Gracilinanus agilis (Agile Gracile Mouse Opossum), 1359 nucleotides. RefSeq names its product GATA binding protein 4 (gene GATA4). Bases 1 to 1359 code for a protein of 452 amino acids. The record is from RefSeq and is a predicted model, not a curated record. The transcript has 7 exons. Gene Ontology annotation, molecular function: zinc ion binding; DNA-binding transcription factor activity, RNA polymerase II-specific; RNA polymerase II cis-regulatory region sequence-specific DNA binding. NCBI's taxonomy places the organism in Eukaryota, Metazoa, Chordata, Mammalia, Didelphimorphia, Didelphidae. Gene Ontology annotation, biological process: cell fate commitment; negative regulation of transcription by RNA polymerase II; positive regulation of transcription by RNA polymerase II. Gene Ontology annotation, cellular component: nucleus.